Messenger RNA from Megalopta genalis, 1008 nucleotides. It is a transcript of the gene Vps28, whose product is annotated as vacuolar protein sorting 28. Lineage: Eukaryota; Metazoa; Arthropoda; Insecta; Hymenoptera; Halictidae. Gene Ontology annotation, biological process: protein transport to vacuole involved in ubiquitin-dependent protein catabolic process via the multivesicular body sorting pathway. The record is from RefSeq and is a predicted model, not a curated record. Gene Ontology annotation, molecular function: protein-containing complex binding. Gene Ontology annotation, cellular component: ESCRT I complex.
GCUGUAUAUUCAUUGCAUUAUUCAGCGAUGAAACGUAUCGUAUUUUCUAUAUCGCACAAUGUCUAGCGCACAAGUUUUUCCAAGGUUCUUUACAAUUUAUUUAUAGCUCGACAAGAUUGUUAUUCCUGUAGAUGUCGUGUGCAUCCGUGAAGUUGGUAUGAUAACACUGAAUGCGUGGUGCUGUCGCGAACGUCAAUUGUGCGCCCGAAACGACUCGUUUAAUUGAACCGUGUGAAUAUUCAUUGCUGUCGCAUAUUUGCUGGAAGCAAACAAACGAUGUCGAUAGCUCAAGAACGACCAGAGCUUUACGAAGAAGUGAAAUUAUACAAGAAUGCCAGGGAACGAGAAAAGCACGACAAUCAAGCCGAUUUGUACGCUGUGGUAAACACUUUGCAACACUUGGAAAAGGCCUACAUCAGAGACUGCGUCACCCCGAAAGAGUACACUGCUGCUUGUAGCAAACUGUUGGUGCAAUACAGAGCCGCGUUUAAACAGGUUCAAAGCGAUCAAUUCCCUACGAUAGACGCUUUCGCGAGAGCGUUUCGUUUAGAUUGUCCGGCUGCUCUCGAGAGAAUCAAAGAGGACAGACCUAUCACGAUCAAAGAUGACAAAGGCAACACGUCGAAAUGCAUCGCGGACAUCGUAUCUCUGUUUAUAACGUUGAUGGACAAGUUAAGACUGGAGAUCAAAGCCAUGGAUCAGUUGCAUCCCGACUUGCGAGACCUUAUGGACACCAUGAACCGUCUGAGCAUAUUGCCGAGCGAUUUCGACGGGAAAGAAAAGGUCGCGGAAUGGUUGCAAACGCUGAACAACAUGUCCGCGUCCGACGAAUUAUCCGACACGCAAGUCAGACAGCUGAUCUUCGACUUGGAAACUUCGUACAAUGCUUUCAAUAAAAUCUUGCACAAUUCUUAAUCCGACGGGCUUCUAUCUUUCGUUCUCUCUGUAUAUAUGUAUACUGUUAUCUCAAGUUCCAUAGAAUAGCGAAUAAAGAAAGAUUUCAUCGUA